This is a messenger RNA of Trichosurus vulpecula (common brushtail), 360 nucleotides long. RefSeq names its product spexin hormone (gene SPX). The record is from RefSeq and is a predicted model, not a curated record. Gene Ontology annotation, biological process: positive regulation of gastro-intestinal system smooth muscle contraction. Gene Ontology annotation, cellular component: cytoplasm. The transcript has 6 exons. Bases 1 to 360 code for a protein of 119 amino acids. NCBI's taxonomy places the organism in Eukaryota, Metazoa, Chordata, Mammalia, Diprotodontia, Phalangeridae. Gene Ontology annotation, molecular function: neuropeptide hormone activity.
AUGAAGGGAAUCCAAAGUCUGAAAGCUUCUGGGUUGGCCCUGCUCCUGGUGGUUUCAUUCAUCUCCCUCUCCUGUUGUGCUCCCCAGAGACUUUUUGAAAAAAGGAACUGGACUCCUCAAGCUAUCCUCUACCUCAAGGGGACUCAAGGUCGUCAAUUCAUCUCAGAGGAGAGCCAGAGGAAAGAUCUCUACAACAGACUACAGCUGGAAAAGCGCAGCCAAAGUCUAAACCCGAUGCCUAUUUCUGAAGCUGUCGCCAUGUUCUUUGAGUUCCUUCAGAAACCACCGGAAGAAGCUAGAGAGGUAAACCUUGAUCAAUCAAGAUUCUUGGAAGAUGAUCUAUUAAACUGGAGAAAAUGA